AUGAGUGUGGACGUGAGGCCUUCAACGUCAAAAGAUGAUAGGCGUAGGCCUACGCCUACCAUUGAUUUAACUGAGAGUCAACCUGCACUGGCAGAAAAGAAGAAAUAUGUAGUAUUUGUCCCACCAGAGUACGUUGAAAAAGUUAGCAGUACAGAUAAAUCUACGAUUUACAAGUGCUUGAUGGGUUGUUUAAACAAAACCGUUACAGUGAACCACACAACUCUUCAUAAUGUUCGCAGACAUGUUGAGGUAGAUUUACAUUUAAAUGCUCUUUUACUUUCUACAACUGUACAACACAAAACUCAGAGUUUGUUAAAAAAACGUCGCGAUUCAGGGAAAGAUGUGUUUGGUGCUCAGACAGUAAUUGACAAACAUUUGGUUAACACAAAAGAGCCAUCGACCUCUAAGCCCAUUGUUACUCAAGCCGACUUGGACGACAAAAUUAUGGAUUUUAUUGUAAGCGACAUGAAUGCUUUAAGGAUAGUUGAGAAAGAAGGUUUUCUCGGGCUCAUGGGAGGCCUUGUUGGAAAGUUGAAAAUAAAAGUAAUGAUAACUGACAGUGGCUCUAACUUCCUCAAAGCUUUUAAAGUAUUCGGAGGGAAUGAACUGACUGAGGAUCAAGACGAUUUGCAAAAUUAUGACGACGAAGAUUGUGAGAAUGACGAUGACGUUGUCUACAUAGACUUAGAUCAAAUCUUUCAAGAACAUGCACAAGAACAAAUAUUAGUGGAAAAUGAAGAUGCAGAUUCUGAAACGGAAAAUGAAUGCCGAGAAUGAAUCAAAUUGCCUUAUCACGUUAAGUGUCCAUGUCAU
Messenger RNA from Daphnia magna, 813 nucleotides. RefSeq lists its product as uncharacterized. NCBI's taxonomy places the organism in Eukaryota, Metazoa, Arthropoda, Branchiopoda, Diplostraca, Daphniidae. The record is from RefSeq and is a predicted model, not a curated record. Bases 1 to 777 code for a protein of 258 amino acids. The transcript is spliced from 5 exons.